Molecule: messenger RNA, 1225 nt
Organism: Etheostoma cragini (Arkansas darter)
Lineage: Eukaryota; Metazoa; Chordata; Actinopteri; Perciformes; Percidae
Product: glutathione S-transferase kappa 1-like
Exons: 7
Coding region: 323-1009 (228 amino acids)
Biological process (GO): glutathione metabolic process
Cellular component (GO): peroxisome; mitochondrion
Molecular function (GO): glutathione peroxidase activity; glutathione transferase activity
Source: RefSeq, a predicted model, not a curated record
GCCUCUUCAUGUUGUUGCAGCUCAACUGUAGCUAACUUAAAAAGCUACGUCUAAAAUGGUAACGAUCCCAGCUAAUCCUGCGGUGGGAAAGGCAACAAAGGUGAUGCAUGUUGAUGAGAUAAACUCGUCAUAAGGAUUCGACUUUAACGUUACACCGAGCAGCCUAGCGUCGGGUUAGUUAGUUGAACCUUGACACACUGCACACUGCACUGACUACAAGUGAGAGACGCUUUCCAUAACGCAUACAUUGAAUACAUUGGUGUUAAAUUAGUCUUUCUGUCAACGAAAGUGAAUUAGAGUCACUGACCUCUGCAGACCGAAGAUGACCUCUAAGAAAGUGAUCGAGUUGUUCUACGACGUGGUUUCUCCGUACUCUUGGCUUGGUUUUGAGGUAAUGUGCCGCUACAGACACGUGUGGAAUAUAGAUCUCAAACUGCGUCCUGCUUUUCUGGGUGGCGUCAUGCAAGGAGCAGGAAACAAGCCCCCUGGUAUGGUUCCAAACAAAUACCUGUACAUGACCAAAGAUCUGAACCGCUUGUCAGAGUAUUUUGGUGUUCCCUUGCAAGAGCCAUCUGACCCCUUUGAGGCCAUGUUCAAAAAAGGCUCCUUGUCUGCAAUGAGAUUUGUGGCAGCAGUGCAAGAGAGGGAGAAGGGUGGAGACGAGCAGGUGGAGCGGGUGUCCCGGGAGUUGUGGAGAAGGAUCUGGAGUGAGGACAAAGACAUCACUGAACCUGCAUCGCUUUCUGAGGCAGCGAUGAAAGCUGGACUGUCUGACAGCGAGAUUGAAGAAGUGCUGAAGCUGUCCAACUCAAAGGAGAUCAAAGACAAGCUGAAAAGCACAACACAGUGUGCACUCGAUCACGGGGCAUUUGGCUUCCCCUUUUUGGUGUGUCACGUAAAUGGAAAGCCAGAGGUGUUUUUUGGAUCUGACAGAUUUGAGCUCAUGGCCCACUGCAUUGGGGAGAAGUGGCUGGGACCUCAGCCUGACCAAUCAACUGCCAAGCUGUGAAAUAAUGUAUAAAUAUGCCUUCAAACUCUGGUGUGCUCAUAGAUUCUCAUUUCAGUAAUUCUUUCACUUAUCAUAUUUUCUGUGCCUUCUGAAACCAAGCAUUAUAUUUGCAAUAUGUCUUUUAAUAACAAAUAGUAGUGUCAAUAAUGUAACAUACCAUUUCACUGUUACCUGUAAUUAUGUGCCUAUUAUUAAAAGAAACAUUGUCAACUUCCA